Perognathus longimembris pacificus (Pacific pocket mouse) is the source of this 2220-nucleotide messenger RNA. Its product is annotated as ubiquilin-1-like. Gene Ontology annotation, molecular function: polyubiquitin modification-dependent protein binding. The transcript has a single exon. NCBI's taxonomy places the organism in Eukaryota, Metazoa, Chordata, Mammalia, Rodentia, Heteromyidae. Gene Ontology annotation, biological process: regulation of macroautophagy; autophagosome assembly. Gene Ontology annotation, cellular component: autophagosome; cytosol. The record is from RefSeq and is a predicted model, not a curated record.
AUGGCCCAGAGUGGAGAAAGUGGCAGACCUCAGGGCUCUCCGGACAGCCCGGCCAAGGGUGCCAGCGCCCCUGUGGCCACCGCCGAACCCAAGAUCAUGAAAGUCAAGGUGAAGACCCCGAAGGAGAAGGAGGAGUUCGCCAUGCCCGAGAACAGUUCCGUCCAGCAGUUUAAAGAAGAAAUUUCUAAACGUUUUAAAUCACAUACUGAACAACUUGUAUUGAUAUUUGCUGGAAACAUUUUAAAAGAUCAGGAUACUUUGAGCCAGCAUGGAAUUCAUGAUGGACUUACUGUUCACCUUGUCAUCAAAACUCAAAACAGGUCUCAAGACUAUUCAGCUCAGCAGACAAACACUACCGGGAACAAUGCUACCAAUUCACCCCCUAUUAGUAACCCCACAUCUGGUUAUGCUACCAGCAAUUCUUUUGGUUUAGGUGGACUUGGAGGACUUGCAUGUUUGAGUAGCUUGGGCUUGAAUACUACCAACUUCUCUGAACUACAGAGCCAAAUGCAACAACAACUUUUAUCCAACCCUGAAAUGAUGGUCCAGAUCAUGGAAAAUCCCUUCGUUCAGAGCAUGCUCUCCAAUCCUGACCUGAUGAGGCAGUUAAUUAUGGCCAACCCACAAAUGCAGCAGUUGAUACAGAGAAAUCCAGAAAUUAGUCAUAUGCUUAAUAAUCCAGAUAUAAUGAGACAAACAUUGGAACUUGCCAGGAAUCCAGCAAUGAUGCAGGAAAUGAUGAGAAACCAGGACCGAGCUUUGAGCAACCUGGAAAGUAUCCCCGGAGGAUACAAUGCUUUGCGCCGCAUGUAUACAGAUAUUCAGGAACCAAUGCUGAGUGCUGCCCAAGAGCAGUUUGGUGGCAAUCCAUUUGCUUCCUUAGUGAGCAGUACAUCCUCAGGUGAAGGUAGUCAACCUUCUCGUACAGAAAAUAGAGAUCCAUUACCCAAUCCAUGGGCUCCACAGGCUUCCCAGAGUUCAUCAGCUUCCAGUGGCUCCACUAACACUGUGAGUGGCACUACUGGCAAUGCUACCAGUGCCACUACUGGGCAGAGUACUGCUGGGCCAAAUUUGGCGCCUGGAGUAGGAGGAGCUAGUAUGUUCAACACACCAGGAAUGCAGAGCUUGUUGCAGCAAAUAACUAAAAACCCACAACUUAUGCAAAACAUGUUGUCCGCCCCUUACAUGAGGAUCAUGAUGCAGUCCCUAAGACAGAAUCCUGACCUUGCUUCACAGAUGAUGCUGAAUAAUCCCCUAUUUGCUGGAAAUCCUCAGCUUCAAGAGCAAAUGAGACAACAACUCCCAACUUUUCUCCAACAAAUGCAGAAUCCUGAUACAUUAUCAGCAAUGUCAAACCCUAGAGCAAUGCAGGCCUUGCUACAGGUUAAGCAGGGUUUACAGACAUUGGCAACGGAAGCCCCCGGCCUCAUCCCAGGGUUUAAUCCUGGCUUGGGGGCAUUAGGAAGCACUGGAGGCCCUUCAGGAACCAAUGGUGCUAACACCGCACCAAGUGAAAAUGCAAACCCUACAACAGGAACUACUGAACAACCUGGACACCAGCAGUUCAUUCAACAAAUGCUGCAGGCUCUGGCUGGAGUAAACCCACAACUAUAGAAUCCCAAAGUCAGAUUUCAGCAACAACUGGAGCAGGUCAGUGCUAUGGGGUUUUUGAACCGUGAAACAAACUUACAAGCACUAAUAGCAACAGGAGGAGACAUCAAUGCAGCUAUUGAAUGGUUAUUGGGCUCUCAACUAUCAUAGCAGCAUUUCUGUAUCUUGGAAAAAAAUGUAAUUUAUUUUUGAUAAUGGCUCUUAAAUCUUUAAAAUACCUGCUUUAUUUCAUUUUUACUCUUGGAAUUCUGUGCUGUUAUAAAGCCAAUAUGAUGGCUUUUUAAGGGGGAGUACAGUAAGAUGUGUGGAUUUUUCUGUAUUUUUCUUUUUUGGAACAGUGGGAAUCAAUGCUUUUUCAUUUAAGGCUACUGCAUGCAUUAAACAUUUCUGCAUUGUAAUUUUUUAAAAACACCUUUUAUAAUUGGGUGAACAGAUUUUUGUCCUGCAUCUGUCCAAUUUAUUUGCUUUUUAACAUUAGCCUAUGAUAGUAAUUUAUGUAGAAUAAAAGCAUUUAAAAAGAAGCAAAUCAUUUGUGCUCUAUAAUUUGUAGUACAGUAUUGCUUAUUGUGACUUUGGCAUGUAUUUUUGCAAAUGCUGUAAGAUUUAUAC